This is a messenger RNA of Cuscuta campestris, 1677 nucleotides long. The record is from the annotation of a GenBank genome assembly. Lineage: Eukaryota; Viridiplantae; Streptophyta; Magnoliopsida; Solanales; Convolvulaceae.
AUGUAGUGAUAAAUGAACUGCCACUGCCCCAAUUUCAUUUCAAGAAUGAACUGCCACUUUGAAUCUUCAGAUUUACGCACAUGGGUGAUCCACAGUCACCUAUUGAUAUUUCCUUUGCAAAAUUUAAUUCCAGGAUCCUGCCCAUUUCAAAAUGCUAUAGAGGCUCAAAUCUGCCAGAUUUAUAUACUCAUUACAAUGAAGAAAAAAAAGUUAACGCCAUGGAUUACACACAUCAAAAGCAUAUACAAUAACUUUUAAACAAAAAUAAAUAUACCCACAGAAAAUUACAAAAAAUAGUGUAAAUUUUAGUUUUAGCACAAAAGUACUCAAAUAAAAAAGUGCGCUCCGUCACUGUGCCCAACCAUUGUUCGCCACGUUAAGUAAUGACGCGUUACUGAACUUUCUCACCCGACAUUCUCUCUCUCUAAAAGGCAUCGGAACGCGCCUUCUAUGAUCUAGAGUUAUCGCGGACGGCGAUCGGCGGCGGAGGAUGGCGGAAGACAAAUACAAUCUAAAGAACCCGGCCGUGAAGAGGAUUCUUCAGGAGGUGAAAGAGAUGCAGGCUAAUCCAUCCGAUGAUUUCAUGAGCCUCCCUCUCGAGGAGAAUAUAUUUGAAUGGCAAUUUGCAGUCAGGGGCCCCAGUGAUUCAGAGUUUGAAGGAGGAAUUUAUCACGGCCGAAUCCAGUUGCCUGCUGAAUAUCCUUUCAAACCACCAUCUUUCAUGCUUUUGACUCCCAAUGGUCGUUUUGAGACUCAAACCAAGAUUUGCUUGAGUAUCUCAAAUCAUCACCCUGAGCACUGGCAGCCAUCCUGGAGUGUUCGGACUGCAUUGGUUGCACUGAUUGCAUUCAUGCCAACCAACCCAAAUGGUGCCCUUGGAUCAUUGGACUACCCAAAGGAAGAAAUGCGUAAUCUAGCAAUAAAAUCCCGUGAGGGUGCUCCGAAAUUCGGGAACCCCGAUCGCCAGAAGCUGAUAGAUGAGAUACAUGAAUACAUGAUAAGCAAGGCACCCCUGAUUCCCCAAGCUAGCCCCGCAGUCCCAGCCACUGAAGAAGAACAGGCCACAAACAGAGAUGGUGAGGUCCCAGAAACUUCCCAGAACCCCAUAACAGAGUCUGCGGAUGAUAGGAUCGUUGAAGAACAAGAAGAAGCCCGAUUGGUUGCACCCCCUGUGCAGACACCAUCAAGAGCGGCCGCUCCCUCCGUUCACCUCCACCACGAGCAGCGUGUACUACUGCACGAGCCCGAACAUAGGGUACCCUCUGCCGGACCAGGUGAUGAACGCAUAUUCACAUGGGCAGCUGUGGGACUCAGCAUUGCCAUUAUCGUUCUUCUUUUGAAGAAGUUCAUGAAAGCCAGUGGACACGGUGCUGUCUUCAUGGACGAGUCUUGAGAUCCAAAGGUAAAAUAUGAUGUCCAUCNCCCCCCCCCCCCCCCCCAAAGAACUCUACACUUGAGCAGUAUAUAUUUUGCUUUGUUUGGCUUAAGAUGAAUGUCAUGAAUAUUAUCAUUACAAAGUACAAUGAACAUUUGCUUGACCAGCAAAUGUGGAGUAGUAUAAAUAAUCCGUAUACCUAUCAGACUAUCACUAUAACUCUAUAAGCAUAUAGAAAUUGUUUAUUCGAUAUGAUGUUUGUAAACACUAAACAAUUACAUAUGGAACAUUUUUUUUAAUGU